This is a messenger RNA of Cyphomyrmex costatus, 1090 nucleotides long. RefSeq names its product eukaryotic translation initiation factor 2B subunit alpha (gene eIF2Balpha). Gene Ontology annotation, cellular component: eukaryotic translation initiation factor 2B complex. The transcript has 8 exons. The record is from RefSeq and is a predicted model, not a curated record. The coding region runs from base 106 to 1014 and encodes 302 amino acids. NCBI's taxonomy places the organism in Eukaryota, Metazoa, Arthropoda, Insecta, Hymenoptera, Formicidae. Gene Ontology annotation, biological process: translational initiation. Gene Ontology annotation, molecular function: translation initiation factor activity; guanyl-nucleotide exchange factor activity.
GGUAUUGUAUGCAACAUUUUUGUGUAUAUAACGUAUUGUAAAGUGAACCUGCAUCUGUUUCAUUAAUUAUCGUUUCGAUCAUUUAUCCAAAAAUAACAGAUCACAAUGGACAAAGAAGAAAUAUGCCAAUAUUUCAACAGUAUUAUAAAAAAUGAGAAAGACGUUUCUGCUGGAAUGGCUGCCAUUCGCACCUUAUUGAAAGUAUUGAAACAUUCUAAAUCAGAGACAGUUCAGGAGCUUCGGAUCUGCUUACAGCAUGCAAUUGACGCUAUGCGCGCCACAGAAACUCCGGUCACCGCAAUUGCCUCAGGAAGUGAAUUGUUUCUCCGUUUUAUCACGUUAGCGACAUUGGAUACACCCUCUAUCGCAGAAUGUAAAGGAAUUAUGCUGGAAAGAGGAAAAGUAUUUUAUGAAAAAUUAGUUGCAGCUCGAGGAAAAGUAGCUAAGGUUGCAGCACACUUUAUUACUGAUGGCUCGACUAUACUCACGCAUUCAAAAUCAAGAGUAGUGCUGCAAGCAAUGAAGGAAGCUGCGGCAAGUAAUAAAAUAUUUGAAGUAUAUGUCACAUCAACAUCACCUGAUAAUAAUGGAGAAGAGAUGUGCCAGAGUUUAACAAAGUUGGGAAUAUCAUGUACAGUGAUACUAGAUUCUGCAGUGGGAUACGUAAUGGAACAUGUAGAUAUGGUGAUGGUUGGAGCAGAAGGCGUUGCGGAAAGCGGUGGUGUGAUUAAUAAGAUAGGCACAUAUACUAUGGCUAUAUGCGCUAAAGAGGUGAAGAAACCAUUUUAUGUAUUGACAGAAAGCUUUAAAUUUUCCAGAAUCUAUCCUUUGAAUCAAGUAGAUUUACCUAAUGAAUUUAAGUAUACAUACAGUGUACUUUUAAGCAAGAAUUUGAAAAAGGAGCAUCCCUUGGUAGAUUAUACUCCACCUCACUACAUCAGUCUGUUGUUUACGGACUUGGGAAUACUAACACCAUCAGCUGUUAGUGAUGAACUCAUAAAAUUAUACUUAUAAUUUGGAGAAUUUUCUGAGUGAUGAGUUUUCUAAAUUUUACGAGUCACGAUAUAAUGUAAGAACAAUAUAAUAGUUA